CGCCAUUUUAAGUGUUUUGUUGUUUGCAUUUAAAUUAAAUUAAAUAAAAUAAUCAAUUUCUACGUCUUAAAAACAGCUCAGUUACAUUUUCAACUGCACAUUAAUGGUGAACAUGAGUGACGAAAAAGCCCCAGAACGGCCGGAGCGCGAACGUAGCCGGGAACGUACCGACCAAAGAGAUCCGAGAGAUAGACGCAGACGAUCACGAUCCAGAGAGCACAGAAGACGGUCCAGCAGGUCGCGUUCCAGAGAACGUCCGGAACGUAGGCAAAGGAGCAGGUCCAGGUCUCCGAGAGGGGGCCACAAAGGAGGGAGUCAUUCCAGAAGGAGGAAGCCUUCGCUGUAUUGGGAUGUGCCUCCUCCAGGUUUCGAGCAUAUAACUCCUCUUCAGUAUAAGGCUAUGCAAGCCGCUGGACAAAUUCCUGCUAAUAUUGUGGCUGAUACGCCGCAGGCUGCUGUUCCUGUUGUUGGGUCUACAAUUACCAGACAGGCGAGAAGGUUAUACGUCGGCAACAUCCCAUUUGGAGUGACCGAAGACGAAAUGAUGGAAUACUUCAACCAGCAGAUGCACCUCAGCGGAUUGGCGCAAGCGGCCGGCAACCCUGUGUUGGCCUGUCAAAUAAACUUGGACAAAAACUUCGCCUUUUUAGAGUUCCGCUCCAUCGACGAGACCACUCAAGCCAUGGCCUUCGACGGGAUCAACUUCAAAGGCCAAUCCUUAAAAAUACGCCGUCCACACGACUACCAACCGAUGCCCGGCAUGUCGGAGAAUUCAAUAGCGGUACCCGCAGGAGUUAUUAGUACUGUGGUACCAGAUUCGCCGCAUAAAAUUUUUAUAGGGGGUUUGCCUAAUUAUCUAAACGAAGACCAGGUUAAAGAAUUACUGAUGUCCUUUGGCCAAUUGCGGGCAUUCAAUCUAGUCAAAGACACUGCCUUUGGUUUGAGCAAAGGCUACGCUUUUGCCGAAUACAUUGACAUUAGUAUGACUGAUCAGGCUAUAGCAGGUUUGAAUGGUAUGCAAUUGGGCGACAAACGCCUAAUAGUACAAAGAGCCAGCGUAGGAGCUAAAAACGCUACAGUGUUGCCAGCAGUCCAAAUCCAAGUGCCCGGUCUGAGUUUGGUGGGCGCUUCAGGACCGGCAACCGAAGUUUUGUGUCUUUUAAACAUGGUCACUCCUGAUGAGCUCAAAGACGAAGAAGAAUAUGAAGAUAUUUUGGAGGAUAUCAAAGAGGAGUGCAAUAAGUACGGAGUGGUGAGAAGUAUAGAAAUUCCCAGGCCGAUUGAAGGUGUCGAAGUGCCUGGAUGUGGAAAAGUUUUCGUGGAAUUCAAUUCAGUUUUGGAUUGUCAAAAGGCCCAGCAAACUCUUACAGGAAGAAAAUUCAGCAACAGAGUCGUUGUUACUUCGUACUUUGAUCCCGACAAAUACCACAGACGUGAAUUUUAGUUAUAGUUUUUUUAGAUUUAAGCCAGUGUAAUUUCAAAUUUUUGUGCGCCGUCAUUUAAUUAAUCAAAUAAAUAAAUAAAGAUAAUCUAAAACUAAGUAUAUAUAUUUGCAGUUAUUAGUAUAUACAAAAUGUUGAUAAUUAUUAUUAAACUAAGAUUAAGUUGUUCUGGGGUGGAACUUUGGCAAAAUCAUCUUCAAAUGAUACCUGCAACAAAUUAAUUAUUAAAUAUUUGAAACAACAAUUAUUAAAAAUAAGUCUCACCCAUUGGCUAUUGUUAGUCUUAUUAUUACUGCAAAGUGCAUCAAAUUCCCAAUCAUCGUCCUCGACGCCUUCACUAUCAAAAUCAAUUAAUUUUUCCUCAUUGACAACUACAGGUUUGUUGAGUGUUAUUGGAGCUUCACUGACAACCUCCUGUUGAUUAUUUGGUGAAUCAACCCAAGCCUCGUAGGCACUAGUGAAAAUUUUGCCCACUGUCAAAGUAACUGUAUCGGCUAUUUUUCGUUUGGAGCAAAAAAAGGCGUGGCAUUCCAUUUUGUCAUUUGACUGAUCGGUGGAAAUAAAGGAGAAUACUUGACGGUGGUUUGAGUCUGAGGCACAAUUUGAGAUUCUAAAAUUGUCAAAUGUUAAACAGAAGAUUAGAUUUAUUUAGAAAAUGUUUACUUGUAUAUAGAAACUUUAAAAAUAUCGUUGCCAUCCAAGUCAGUAACGGAAAUUCCUUGCACUGAAAUGGCAACAAUGACUCUUUGCAACUUUUUCUGUUGUUUGCGGACUGCUUUGGCGGUUUUAAUAAUGUUUUUGACCGCUUCAGAGCUGAUGGUGGCUUUGUCGGCGUUUUUGUCAACCGCUGUGCUGCCCAAGUAUUUUAGUUUGAAAGUGGCAACCUCGUUUUCCGGUUCCUGGGCGUCGGUUUCGAUGAUUACUUCUUUGCCGUUUUGCUGCGCCUUGUCAUCUGACGACGAUAAUU
This is a messenger RNA of Ceutorhynchus assimilis (cabbage seed weevil), 2409 nucleotides long. The record is from the annotation of a GenBank genome assembly. Lineage: Eukaryota; Metazoa; Arthropoda; Insecta; Coleoptera; Curculionidae.